Molecule: messenger RNA, 1537 nt
Organism: Labrus mixtus (cuckoo wrasse)
Lineage: Eukaryota; Metazoa; Chordata; Actinopteri; Labriformes; Labridae
Product: WD repeat-containing protein 88-like
Exons: 11
Coding region: 259-1476 (405 amino acids)
Molecular function (GO): protein binding
Source: RefSeq, a predicted model, not a curated record
GUUUCUGUUGACUAUUUUACUGAUCUGUCGAGUUAUAUGUUAUUUUUUACAGUCUAUGUAUUUGACUCGUUGGAGCAUGUAGGAGGAACCAUAUUUCGUUUGUAUCAGAGAACCAUCCGAUGACGCGUUUAGAUUGUCUGUUGUCCCACAUGACCCGAAGGCACCAUAACGGGGUGUGUGUUGCUAUGGUAACUGUCGCGACGGAGACCUGAAAAGUUUCUUCAUCGGCUAACAAACUUUUUACUAUUAAUUUCUGAAAUGACGACCAAGAAACUCGACCCUUUGUCAGUGGAGAAACCUACACAUGGAGGAGAAGAGGCGGAGAAGCCUGAGGAGGAGAAAAGAGCCGCAGGUGGAGGAGAGUGGAGCCAGGAGUCCCAGGUUCCAGUAAAGAUGUUACGAGGUCACAGCGACACUGUCACCGCAGCUCGACUCUGCUUCGACAACAGCCGCGUCCUGAGCUGCUCCUCAGACCGCAGUGCCAUCCUCUGGGAUGUUGAGAGCUGCAGACCUCUGAAGGUUUUCGAUGGACUUCAUGGUAGGACAAUCUCUGAGUGCACUCUCAUCCCAAACAGCAACAGGAUGGUUACAGUCUCCUGGGAUAAAAAGAUGGUGGUCACAGAUCUGGAGACUGGGCAGACUCUGUGGAAGUGCAAACUAGGCGGUCUGCUGACCUCCUGCAGCUCUUCGUCUGACGGCCGGCUGCUCGUCUGUACAGCAGAGCCAAAGAGCAGCGUUUACAUCAUCGACUCAGAGGACGGAAAGACACUGCACCACAUCAGCGAUCAUCACCGCUCUACCAUCACACGGUGUCGGUUUGACCCUCAGAGCCAACGGGUGGCCACAGUGUCUGCAGACCGGGGCAUCAAACUGUGGGACAUGAAGACCCGGGGAACCACCGUUUCAAUCAACAGUAACCACAACAACGUUGUUUCUGACUGCUGCUUCACCAACAACGGACACUUUCUGUGCACUGCAUCAUGGGAUAAAAGCUUGAAGCUGUGGGACCUCCAAGCGGGAGGAUUUCGCUCUCACGGCGGGACUCUGCUGCAGAGCGGCCACGAAGGCAGCGUGAGCUCCUGCAGCUUCUCUGUUGACGCACGCCUGCUUGUGUCUGGCUCCUACGACCGGACUGUUGCACUCUGGGAUAUGUCCACCCUCUGCCAGACUCUCAUUCUGAAGGGCCAUAGUGAUUGGGUAACAGACGUGUCGGUCUCGGCUGACAGGAAGUUGGUGGCCUCUGCCUCCAAGGACAAAACUGUCAGAUUGUGGAACUUAGAGAACAUGGAGGAAAUCCCAGAAGUCCUGGAGAAGAUUGCAGCUGAGGGAACAGGAGUUCAAAUCCUCAAAUGUGCGCAGUGUGGAAAGCCGUUUCCUGUGUCCAGACUACAGACCUCAGAUCUGUUGACACAGUGCGUCUUCUGCCGACUGAAAUCCCCCUCCAGAUAUCGACCACAGCCUCCACCUCUCCUGUGACUCCUGCCAGGGAAGACGGUCGUCAGCCACAGAGCAGCAGCUGGUAGGGAUGCAACAUCUU